CCGCCAGCCAAAGCAGCGCCAUGGCUGAUCAACAGCUACCGGAUGGCUUGUGGCCACACCACACUCCUGCCCCGAAACUCCCCAAAAUUCUAGCCCAGAUUUCGAAAUUUUUGGGCGAUUUGGGCUACUCGAAGACGGUCGCCAGCCUCGACAAGGACGCAGCGAAGAAUGGAGUCCCGAGGCCCAGCGAAUCUAAUGGGGCUGAAUCACUCAUGAACUACUACCAACCAACAACACCGCCGACCACGGGAGGAGCUACCGACGACUCCAGCGACUCGUCAAGCUCUGAUUCCGAAAGUGGAAGCGGGAGCGAGGACGACUCCGAGCGAGACGCCACAGAAGGUGUGCUUGUGGAUGUGGAGGCGGAAGAAACUAGUGAUGACGACGCGGAUGAGAAGAGCGAUUCGGAAAGCAGCAGUGGCUCUAGCGACUCAGACAGCGACAGCUCCUCUGUCAGCGAACCCAAAGCUGGCUCAAAACGCAAGCGUGUGGCGACUCCACCUUCCUCCGACGACAGUUCAUCUUCCAGCUCGAAUGAGUCCACGAGCGACUCAGACGACGGUGAUGCUCGACCCACCAAGAGGACGAAAGUCCACCCUGUUAUCUCUUCAUCAGACAGCGGUAGCGAGUCCUCGAGCAGCUCCGACAGCGAGUCUUCGAGCUCCGAUUCCGACUCCGACUCCGAACCGGUAUCAUCAUCUCCAAAGAAGGAGAAGAAGGUUAGGAAAGAACCAGUGAUUAAAGAGGAGAAGCCAGAUGCAUCUGUCCGAAAGGCAUUCGUAGCGAUCAGCCGAAAAGAAGCGAAGAAGGACGGUAGCCAGUCGUCAGCAACACUCGAUACUGAAUCUGCCGGCGAGACACCAGGAGAGAGUGAGGAGAACUCCGGCAUGCAUCCAGACCGGCUCAAACGAAUGCCCAAGCAGAAGACUGCUACCGCCAUCGUUGACGGCAAGAAGAAGCAAGUGCCUUUCUCCCGCAUCCCUACCGACCAAUACGUGGACCCACGCUUCGCCAGCAAUGAAUACGUCUCCAACGACUACGCCGAUCGAGCAUACCAGGACUUGGUGGUCACAAAGGGCAAGGGCUUCACGAAGGAGAAGAACAAGAAGAAGAGAGGCGCGUACCGUGGUGGAGCCAUCGACCUUACUCCGAAGGGCAUCAAAUUCGACGACUAGAUUCCUGCAUGGAGACCUGUAAUGGGGUUGGAAGCGACGCAGAUGCUGUACAGUUUUUCCUGAGCAUCUAGAUACCCAAAAGCAGCUUCGCGAAAGUUUUCCUUGAUCGU
Molecule: messenger RNA, 1285 nt
Organism: Pseudocercospora fijiensis CIRAD86
Lineage: Eukaryota; Fungi; Ascomycota; Dothideomycetes; Mycosphaerellales; Mycosphaerellaceae
Exons: 2
Coding region: 21-1175 (384 amino acids)
Cellular component (GO): nucleolus; nucleoplasm
Source: RefSeq, a predicted model, not a curated record